Messenger RNA from Chironomus riparius, 2086 nucleotides. The record is from the annotation of a GenBank genome assembly. NCBI's taxonomy places the organism in Eukaryota, Metazoa, Arthropoda, Insecta, Diptera, Chironomidae.
GUGGAAGUUCAUACAGAACAUAAAUUUCUCAAGAGAAACAUUUUAAUUAACAAAAUUAUGGCUUUAAGAUUAGAUUUAAAGAGAAUUGCAUCGUGCAGUGUAUUUAGAAACCAGCAUAAAUUUUUGAGGAAUUUUGCGACAGAAAAAUCUAGUGAUAGUAAUAAAUCAGGCAGAGCAAGUAAUCUUGAUGGACCGACUACAAAUACACCGUCAAAGGAGAUUGUUACGCCAUUUCCACCACUUACAGAGCCACUUAAAGACCUUCCACAAGUCGAAUAUGCACAAGUAAGGAAAGAACAAGAAGAAACAAGGGUCACUACCCUUUCCAAUGGCUUAAGAGUUGCAUCAGAAAAUCGUUUCGGUCAAUUUUGUACAAUAGGUGUUGUUAUUGAUUCUGGUCCACGAUAUGAAGUUGCUUAUCCCAGCGGAAUUGCUCAUUUCCUUGAAAAGUUGGCAUUCAAUUCUACUAUAGAAUAUCCAGAAAAGGACAUAAUAUUAAAGGAACUUGAGAAGCAUGGAGGAAUUUGUGACUGUCAAUCAUCUCGAGAUACUUUCAUUUAUGCUGCAUCAGCUGACAGUCGUGGACUUGAUCAAGUGACGAAAGUGCUCGGUGAAGUAGUCAUGCGUCCACAAUUGAAGAUGGAAGAAGUUGAUAUGGCACGACAAGCUGUUCAAUUUGAAUUAGAAUCACUUCAUAUGAGACCAGAACAAGAACCAAUUUUAAUGGACAUGAUACAUGCUGCUGCAUAUCGUGAUAAUACUCUUGGAUUGCCAAAACUCUGUCCGCCUAUAAAUGCACCAAAAAUUGACAGAAAUAUGCUUUUGACUUAUCUUAAGCAUCAUCAUACACCACAAAGAAUGGUCGUUGCAGGUGUCGGCGUUAAUCAUGAUGAAUUUGUUCGUGCUGUCGAGAAGCACUUCGUCGAAAAUAAAGCAACGUGGGAAAUUGAACCAGUAAAGAAUCGUGGUGCAUAUACGGUAGAUUCAUCAAUAGCUCAAUAUACAGGAGGUCAUAAAACAGAAGAAUGUGAAAUUCCAAUUUAUGCUUCAGUCGGCUUACCAGAAUUAGCACAUGUUGUUAUUGGUCUCGAAGGAUGUUCACAUCAAGACGAUGAUUUUAUUGCUGCAUGCGUUUUGAACAUUAUGAUGGGCGGUGGUGGAUCAUUUUCAGCUGGCGGACCUGGAAAAGGAAUGUAUACAAGACUUUACACAAAUGUUCUCAAUAGAUAUCACUGGAUGUACAGUGCAACAGCUUAUAAUCAUGCUUAUAUGGAUUCUGGAUUAUUCUGCAUUCAUGCUAGUGCUCCACCAACUCAUGUACGAAAUAUGGUCGAAGUUAUUACAAAAGAGCUUGUUAAUAUGUCAACAGCACCAAAUCCAACAGAAUUAAAGAGAGCAAAGACUCAAUUGCAAUCGAUGUUAUUAAUGAACCUUGAGUCUAGACCUGUUGUCUUUGAGGAUAUUGCCAGACAAGUCUUGGCUACUGGACAGAGAAAGAAGACACAGCAUUUCAUUGAUUCUAUUGAAAAAAUCCAAGCUGAAGACAUUCAAAAAGUGGCUAGACGAUUCCUUUCCUCAUCACCAGCACUCGCGGCACGUGGACAAAUUCAAGGAUUGCCAACGUUAAAAGAUAUUCAGGCUGGAAUCCUUCAAAAUGGAGUCCUUCCAGGCAAAAGGCUUUCACUGUUUCGUUAAGUAGAUCAAUAAAUUAAGAAAAAUCUGUAGAUAGAUGAAUAUUCAUUGGAUAGACAUUCACAACCUCCUUCACAAAAUUUAAUGCUUGAUUAAUCCUCGAAAUUCGAAGUUUUACCAAAUGCAAUUAUCGUGUUAAGAUUUAUGUUCUGUAGACAUAUUUUGGAUUAUUAUUUUUAUUGAAGAUGUCAGGAUUGUAGAACUGAGGAAUUGAAUUGCGAUUCUCAAACAAUUUACAGAACAGGUUCUGUAGAGUUCUACAGAAUUUUUGCUUUAAAUUAAUUAUAUGCUGUCAAGUAUUCUGUAGAGUUCUAUCGAAUAUCCUUAAAAAAGUUAUGUUUAAAAUGCAACGUUUGAAAUAUUACAAAUAAAUCCAGUGCUGUUUAUUAUUUAA